CAGAAUAAAUUUGGAUGUGAUGGGACAGCGAAAGUCAAACAUUAUCACACUGUCCUGAUCGAAAUGUCCUUUGGACUAGCCACUCCAUAGGAUGUGAAUGCCCAGCAUCAAUCUAUAGAGGUCUUACAGGUGGACAGAUAUGUUGUCCCAGAAGUCAAGGCUGUUGUACAAUGUUGGCCAGAGGUUUGGAGGGAUCAUCCAUAAACAGUUGAAGGCAACAGUGGCUGCUACUGAUGUUAACCCAUUUUACUAUCAGGAUAUACUUGAGAUGGAGAGAAAGCCAAGCAUUCAAUGGAAGAAGCUUACAGGUGAUUAUGUGUCAACUUUCGAAGUGAAGGGAAAAAAGUGUUUGCAAGUGGAGCCAGAAGCUCUCACAAUGAUAUCAGAGCAGGCCAUGGUUGAUAUUGCACAUCUUCUUAGACCAGCACAUCUACAGCAAUUGUCUAAUAUACUGAAGGAUCCAGAGUCCUCGAGUAACGACAAGUUUGUGGCACUUGAACUACUGAAGAAUGCAAGUAUUGCUGCAAAUAUGGUGCUGCCUGGUUGCCAGGAUACAGGGACAGCUAUAUGUAUGGGAAAGAAAGGACAGUAUGUAUGGACAGAUGGCAAUGAUGCUGAGGCAAUAUCUCGAGGUAUCUACAAUACGUACACACAGAAAAAUCUCAGAUACUCACAGGUUUCGCCGCUGGACAUGUAUAAGGAAGUAAACACAAAGACUAACCUUCCGGCACAGAUUGAGAUUUAUUCCCAGAAAGGCAAUCAGUACGACUUCUUAUUUAUCGCUAAAGGGGGCGGCUCGGCCAACAAAACAUUCCUAUAUCAACAAACAAAAGCACUUCUGAAUCCAGAAAGAUUGCUGAAAUUUGUUGAUGAAAAAGUUAAGACUUUGGGAACUGCUGCUUGUCCUCCAUACCAUUUGGCUUUUGUAGUUGGGGGAACAUCAGCAGAGUUCAAUCUGAAAACAGUUAAACUGGCCUCAGCCAAGUAUUUAGAUACAUUACCCACUACAGGCAAUGAGCAUGGUAGAGCAUUCCGUGACCUUGACCUUGAGAAUGAGAUACAUCAGCUGACUCAGCGUAUGGGUAUAGGUGCACAGUUUGGUGGCAAAUAUUUCUGUCAUGACGUGAGGGUUGUUAGACUGCCUAGACAUGGAGCGUCGUGCCCUGUUGGCAUUGGUGUAUCGUGUUCAGCUGAUAGACAGAUUGUGGGUAAGAUCAGUGAAGAGGGUGUGUUCUUGGAACAGCUGGAAACUAACCCAGAUAAAUAUUUACCCGAGAUAAGUGAUAAAGAUCUGGGUAGUGAUGUAGUAAAGAUUGAUUUGAACAAACCUAUGUCAGAGGUACUUAACUUACUUGACCAGUAUCCAAUCAGAACGAGGCUGAGUUUAACAGGUACGCUGAUCGUGGCACGAGAUAUUGCACACGCCAAGCUAGAGGAGAGAUUAGAUAGUGGUGACGGAUUACCAGAAUAUUUCAAGAAACAUCCUGUAUACUAUGCUGGUCCAGCGAAAACACCUGAGGGUUAUGCCAGUGGAUCAUUUGGGCCUACGACUGCAGGACGUAUGGACAGUUAUGUUGAUAAGUUCCAGGCUGCUGGAGGCAGUAUGAUUAUGUUGGCUAAAGGCAACAGGAGUAAACAGGUAACAAAAGCUUGUAAGAAGCAUGGAGGUUUUUACCUUGGCUCUAUUGGUGGACCGGCAGCUAUUCUAGCCAAAAAUUGUAUACAUAAAGUGGAACAAUUGGAGUAUCCUGAAUUAGGUAUGGAAGCUAUAUGGAGAGUGGAAGUGAAAAAUUUCCCAGCAUUCAUUGUUGUUGAUAACAAAGGAAAUGACUUCUUUGAUGAAUGGCAGGUGGAAUAAACCCUCUGAAUAAGACUGUAAUAAAAUGAUUCCCAGUGAUACAAUCUGUUACUUGAAAUAGAUUCAAGAAAUGAAAAUAUAAGACAUUAAAGCAUGUUAUUUGAUACUGAUAUUUCAACAUGGACAAAUUGAAUUUCAGAAUUGAAACUAAAACAGAACACUAGGUGGAGUUUAGCUGUAAUAUUAAAAUUAAUACAUAACACUUGAUGAAGUGUAACUGUAACACAAGCAAGACAGUUUGAAUUUGACCCAUCCAUAAAAUAUUGCAAGAUUCAAACCUCAACAAAGGACUGAACAAGGAGUGUGAAUUAAGAAUUCUCACCGAAAAAAUCAUGUAACAGUUUUAAGUUUAAUGAAAUACAGAUUCAGGCCCAAAUAAUACUGGUAUAGUAAUGUUGGUAAAUAUGGAGAAAUUAUAAAUGCUUCAUAUUUGUCUAUAUUAAUUUAAGUGUAGUUUAGAAUCAUUCUGAUACAUCAUUUGUAUAUUUUAGGUAAUGAAUAUUUAGGAGUAGAAAGUGAUAUAGAUUUCGAUAUUACAAAUUUGUUUUAACUCGACUUUUCAAAGAAAACUUACAGCUAUUCAACUUGCCCAGGGGACACUGUUAAAGUUUUUGUUGAAGUCAGAUAUCUCUGUUACUAUCAAAGCUUUAGACUUGAAGCUUAAAAUAUUUAUUUAUUAUCAAAGUCUACACCAGGAAAAACAAUCCAAAUAUCUCUGAUUUGAAUUUUGACAGAGUUAUGACCCUUUUUAAGUUAAACUUUUUUUUCUUUUUUUUUGAUGAAGUCAAAUAUUUCUUUGAUCGAGUUAUGCCCCUUUUACUGGCAAAGCUGUAAUUGAGAGUCACACACUGAGAAAAGUUGAGUAUGCUGUGUUAUGGACAGCUCUUGAUCAGUUUAAUUGUUUGAAAGUGUGACACUGUGUAGUAUGCAGAUUAUUAUAUGUAAAUGAUAUACCAAAUGGAGAAGUUGUUUGUUUAGGUAAACAAGGUUUUAAUAUGAUAUUUUUCGUAAGUCGUAAUUUAAUUGACCAUUUCAGUAAAUACCUACUAAAACAAGUCUUUUAAGAAUGAAUGCGUAAUAUAAGAACUUUGCAUUCAAUUCUUACAGGAAAAGUGUUUUCCCUUCAGAAAGAGCUAUUGUGAAUGGUAGACAGUACUUAUAGCUUUUUAGUCCCCGACCUUAAAGCCGCGGGGGACUUAGCUUGGUCCCAUUUUGUCAACUUGUCGCACAAAAUGGGAUCCUUUGAUUACUUUUUCAAGUACAGGGUUGUUUUUUUUUUUUCAUAAAACUUGGAACAUGGAUAGAUGGCAACAUGGAGAAUAUGCACAUCCUUCUAUUCUGUUGCUGUGGCAACACGGGUUACUGUGGCAACAAAUAGUCUUCUGAAUUAUGACCAAAAUAGUGGCAAAAUCGGAUCCUGCCAUUGCUUUUAAAGUACAUGGUAUUUUCCAUAAAAUUUUGAACAUGGAUAAAUGUAAAUUAUGGAAAAUGCACUUUUGUUUUGUUUCUAUGGCAACAGUUUUAGUUGUCAUGGUAAAGUAAAAUCAAUAUGACAAAGAUGUUUCUUUUGAUCACUUGAAAGUGUAAGAGUCUUUUUGUUGUUUUUUUCCCUAAAAUCUGAUAUAAAGAUAGAAAGUGGUAUGGAGAAUACAGGUUCUACAUGUCAAUUUUAAAACUUUUUUAUUUAUUUUCUUUGUCUGUCUGUGUUCAUUUACCUUUAGUCAUAAAUGCUUGCUAUAAAUUUGAAAGUAUAAAAGACUUCUUACAAAAGAACAUCUAUAAAUAAAUAAGUACAGUUAUAAUUUAUCUGGUGUUCAGGGGUGUUGUACCUCUAUUACAUUCUUUCUUAGUUGAUUAAAAGAACAUUUAGUGAUAGAAGUUAAUAUAGAAAAUAGGCAUAUCACUUUAAAUUUUUUUUGUUUUGUCUGUCCAAUUAUUUGUUUGUCCAUACUUCAGUCACAGAAGGUAUUUAUAUAUACAAGAGAUUUUAUUAUGAGUCCUGAAUUCUAGAUGAUGGGUAAUUUGUGGAAUAUGCAGGUCCUUGGAUUUAGUUUAAAUACAUAUUAAAACAUUUGUUCUUAGGCGUAAAAAAAAAAAUUGUUUGUUUCCGGUAUCCCAACCUACCCUAAAUAUUUGGCCCGACCCUAAAUGUUUUUAUGGCCUUGGAGAAUAAUUUUUUCAACUUUUUGACAAAAAGUUGCCAAACUGCACUUUUUAUGCUUAAAACAUGGUCAGUGAUGUUAGAAAUCAACUUCCUGAUGCUCUAAAGGCAUAACCCCCCUAUUUGUAUUCAUUUUUUGACAAAAAAAUAAUUUCCGAAGAGUCUCCCUUAAUAAAAAAAAAUUCCAAAAAAAAAAAUUUUUCCGACCUACCUACCCUAAUUUUUUUGAGCAUGUUACCGGAAACAAAGAAUUUUUUUUUUUAGGCCUUAGGGCAAAAUACAAAUAAUUCCACUUCCAUUGCUGGACAAUAGUUUGUAUCUUUUGAUUUUUUUAUAAGAUAAAAUGACAUAAUUCAACUGCAGUUCUUUUUUCAAAUUAAGUGUAUUAUCUUUGAAAUUGCUUUAGUGUUAAACACCUAUCAAAACCAACAGUUUUUCAAUAGAGUAAAAUAAUAAUGGAGGUACUGAAGAGUCCAAUUUCCAUAUACAUUAAAGCAAUGCUCACUUAAAGGUGCAAAAUAAAGACAAAUGAAUAGACAUAAAUCUUAAAAAAAGACUACACAUUUUGAAAUAUAGUACUUAACAUUACGAUAACCAUGCAAUAUUCCCUUGAAAUCAACACAUGUACAGAGAAACAAAUGAUUGUUUCUGUAUUUUCUUAGACUGACAUGGGGGGUCAUUUUAUCCUACAUUCGUGUUUAUCGCUUUUCCGUAAUCGGUCGGAAAUUCUUCGGGAUCACGUGAUUUUAAAAUUGUUUCAAACGAAUAUCCAUUUAAGACGCACAACAAAAUAACUGUAUUUCCAUGAUGGUAAUUAUGCACGACUUGCACGAAAAAUAUGAGAUGUACAAAAUUUAAAUUUAAAAUUGACAGUGACAUAUAUUAGGCCAAGACAAUGUGUUUAAUAUCUAAAAUCUUAUUAAAUUAUUGUAGCCAUGUGUACAUAAAUAAGUGUAUUUAGGUAAAUUUCAAUCAUCCUUUGUUUCUGCAGUGUAAGACAGUUACUCAUUUAUAUUCUUAAAAUUAUACUGAAAAGAGAUUAACUGAAAAAGUUUACAGACGAAGUUGUAAAAACACUUUUAUUCGGGAAUGGUCUGAAUUGUCCUAAUGAAAACUUGUAGUAUAGCUGUAUAUUACCUGUAUUAUAAGAAUGAUUUUCAUGAAAUUUUUGUGAGUUACAAAAUUGUUGAAUUCCAUGUGCUAAGUUUGUAAAAAUCACGUUAUCGGUUGGGCAUAUGAUAUAUUUUGCAUCUAUUUAUAAAUUAUAGCCUCGUUUCGGAGGAUUCUUCCGAAAAAGUCCGAAGAUGCUCGAUGGUUUCGUAAGCAUUCGGAAAGCAUACUUUCGGUUUGACAUAGGCAACAUUUUUUGUUUAUUUGUUAGUUAUUCUUGAACAUAUUCAUGACUAUUUGGUCAGAACCGAUGCAGUGGGCCAUAUUUUCAGUAAAUAGGAAGUCUCAGCUGCAAACUCUGGUUUUCAUAUAAUACUCGUUCGGGUUUUAGUAAUGGACCUUUAAGCAUCAAUAACUUCGACACCAAGAGAUAACUUGAACAAUUAAUUUUUAUGCCCCUGAAGGGAGGCAUAUUAGUUUUCAACUGUCUGUCCGUUCUUUCGUAAGUUCGUUCGUCAUAAUGUUAACUUUUUGUAUGAAGGCACUUACUCGCGAACCACUACACCCAGGACUUUCAAACUACACUUGCUGAUAGUACUUAUUGAGUACAUGACCCCUACUGACUUUUGAGGUCACCAGUCAAAGGUCAAGGUCAUAGGGACCAAUGUUAGAUUUUUGCUUGAGGGCACUUUACUCGCGAACCACUGCACCCAAGACCUUCAAUCUUCACAUGCUGAUAGUACUUAUUGAUUACACGGCCCCUACUGAGUUUUGGGUAACAAGAUCAAAGGUCAAGGUCACAGGGGCCAAUUUUAACUUUCUGCAUAAAGGCACUUUACUCAUGAACCACUGCACCCAGGACCUUCAGACUUCACAUGCUAAUAGUACUUAUUGAGUACACAACUCCUUUUUGGGGGUCACCAGGUCAAAGGUCAAGGCGCUGCGGGGGCAUUUGUCACCAUUAGUAACAGCUCUUUUGGUUUUAGUUGUUGUUUUCUUUACUGUUUCUAAGUUUGAAUCACUUGAAACCCUGCAUAACUUGAGUAUUUUACAUAAUCCUCUUGUGACCCCUAGAGAUCAGUGUUUUGCUAUAUUUGAUAAACACAUACUAGAUAUGUUUUGAAUUUAGUGAUAAAAUUGUUCUUUUGUUUUUCUGUAUUAUCAGCAAUGCACUCCAUAUACCGUAGAUACCAUUGUUUGAUAUGUACCCAUGUAUAAUACGCACCUUCAGUUGUAGCCCCAAAUCUUUGGACUUGUUUUUGGUUUUUUGUCACUAUGAAACUAAGUCAUAUGGCAACUUUCCAGAUUUUGAUGGUGGCAAAAGACCCAAAGGUGCACAUUUGGGCAUUAUCUCGGGCACAGAUCAGCACCUAGAGCCACUGACCUUCCAUAAGCCUGUUUGGUUGAAGAAUCCUACUCUUCUAGCAAGGGCCCCUGCUCACUCCAUAUAAUGAUACUAGGGACAAUAACAACAACUUACCGUAGUUCAAUUUUCAGUUUUUAUAUUUUCAUUUUAUCUAUUUAUGUAAAAGUUAAGUGCUAUAUCGUUUUGUUUUGUUGAUAUUAUACAUUGCAUACUGAAGAUCUUUAAAAAAAAACCCUGAUUUUAUUUUGUAUUUGAUAUGUAAUGCAUUGAAUGCUUGAUGCUUUUGAAAUAUUACAUGGUUUAAAAUGU
Mercenaria mercenaria is the source of this 6804-nucleotide messenger RNA. Its product is annotated as fumarate hydratase class I, aerobic-like. The coding region runs from base 140 to 1858 and encodes 572 amino acids. The record is from RefSeq and is a predicted model, not a curated record. The transcript has 13 exons. Lineage: Eukaryota; Metazoa; Mollusca; Bivalvia; Venerida; Veneridae. Gene Ontology annotation, molecular function: fumarate hydratase activity. Gene Ontology annotation, biological process: generation of precursor metabolites and energy.